CUCUUCCUCCUAAUCAUAACCUUCUCGUUGCUAAGUCGAGGUGGGGUUGCAAAGCUGGCUCUCGCGAGCUUGGUGCCGGCGCUGGCUGUCUCCAGGUCUUCCAGGAGGACAUUUCUUGCAGUUGGGCGCAGAAGCUAGACGCUCAAACACGACUUACCAAGGUCUCUAAGUCUGCCGGAGGAAAGUCUCUCCGCGAGCGGUAGCUAUAGAGCUCUUUAGUGGUUGGGCUCAUCACGAACAGCGCUACGUCGCUACCAAGUUUGGCAUACGCGUGGAGUUUGCAUCUGUUACCCGGCUCGAAGUGGGCAGCGUUCGCUUUUUAGUCCAAGGGGACGUCUAAAUAUAUCGACUGCGGUCCUAAUAUCGGCCUAAGCAACACCAACCACUCCGUAUGGGAUGUUCUAACAUGCCGCAAGAUGUCUCAAUACUGUUCGGCCCGCUCUUUCUAUGUUCUGUGUUCGAUUGUAUG
Pseudovirgaria hyperparasitica is the source of this 469-nucleotide messenger RNA. RefSeq lists its product as uncharacterized. The record is from RefSeq and is a predicted model, not a curated record. The transcript has 4 exons. The annotation marks the transcript as partial. Lineage: Eukaryota; Fungi; Ascomycota; Dothideomycetes; Acrospermales; Acrospermaceae.